Plasmodium reichenowi is the source of this 471-nucleotide messenger RNA. Its product is annotated as RNA and export factor binding protein, putative. Gene Ontology annotation, biological process: mRNA export from nucleus. Gene Ontology annotation, cellular component: nucleus. Bases 1 to 471 code for a protein of 156 amino acids. The transcript has 7 exons. Gene Ontology annotation, molecular function: mRNA binding. The record is from RefSeq and is a predicted model, not a curated record. NCBI's taxonomy places the organism in Eukaryota, Apicomplexa, Aconoidasida, Haemosporida, Plasmodiidae.
AUGAGAGACCUAAAAAGAUAUCGAGAUGAACACCGGAGAAGAAAAAACAAUUAUAAUAAUAAAUCACAUGGAAAAUAUUAUAAUUACAAUAAACACGAUGAUUAUAAAACGAAUAACCAACAUAAUAGAAUAAAUAAAUAUAGAGGGAAAGGUUCCUAUGGAAGUAAUUAUGAAGAGAGAAAUAAUGAGAUACGAGUAAAAAUAUCCAACUUAGAUUAUACUAUUUCAAAAAAUGAUUUAAUGGAAUUGUUUAGUAAUGUUUGUAAAGUUGUAAAUGCUUGGAUAAACUAUGACCACACAGAUAGAUCAAAUGGUACAGCAGUAUGCGUUUUUGAAAAUAUAAAUGAUGCACAAAAGGCUAUAGAUAAAUAUGAUGGUUCAGAAAUUGAAGGAUUAUCAAUAAAAAUGGAAAUAUUACAUAAAAGAAAUUAUACAUAUAAAAAGAAAUAUAAAAGUCGAUGUCCUUGGUAA